GUCUCUGUAUUGACUUAUUCUCUGAGCCGACUCAAAUUUACGAUCCAAGAAUGGGCAAGAUCCGGUGAUAUGCAUCGGGAUCAAGAAAUUAAUCAAAAUUUCUCCUGUUUCUUUGAGUUUCCCGGUUUAUCAGAUUCUGUCUGUUAUCUCAUCUUCGUAGUUUUUAUUCAUUGACUUUUUUCCUUUGUGGGGUUUUUUUUUUUUUUUUUUUGGUUUACUUUCUAUAGAUAGAGCAUUUCUGAGGCUAGUUUGCAUGCCCAUACGAUUUUCUCCGUCAAUUCUGCGCACAAAAAAAUGGCUCCUGGAUGUGAAGGUGGCUGCUUAGAAGGACAAGCUAUUGUUAUUAUGGGUGUCAGUGGUGCUGGGAAAUCAACCAUAGGCAAUCUGCUAGCAGAGGUUUUAGGCUGCUGCUGCUUCAUUGAUGCUGAUGAUUACCAUCCACAGUCUAAUAAAGGUAGCAACAAACAGAGGGGUUUCAAUCUAGCUUAUUGGUUUCACCAUCAUCAUUGGCUAAUGCAAAUUUCUGGUUUUUUGAUUUACUGGUGAAAUUUAUUCUGUGUUUCUUGUAGAAAAGAUGAAGAAUGGGAUUCCUCUGUCUGAGGCAGAUCGCAUCCCGUGGCUUGAAACACUCAGAGAUUCCCUGAAAGGAGGUAUUGCAAAUGGUGAAUUUGUCAUCCUUGGUUGCUCAGCUCUGCAGCCGCAUUACCGCGAAAUCCUAAGAUCUGCAGACCAAAAUUAUAAACCAGGUUCCUAUGUUUGUAAAGUUAAAUUUGUGCUGUUGGAUGCUCCAGCUGAGGUGCUUGCUGCUCGGCUCGAAAGAAGGGCCGCAGAAGGGAAGCAUUUCAUGCCUGCUAAGCUCUUGCAGUCUCAAUUGGAUUUGCUUCAGAUCGAGGAAUCUGAAGGGAUAAUCAAGGUUGAUGCCACAUUAGAACCUUCAACAAUAGUGAACAAGAUACAAGAUUCAAUAGUUAAACCUCAGUCACAUUGAGUUCCAAAGCAUUUUAUGUAGCAUUCCCUGGGGUAUUACCCUCUUAUCCUGGAAUGAUUAAUGUGUUACUACUGAUUUUUCAGUCCCAACAAAAGCCGUUUCAAUAUCUUAAGCCAACCAAACUUCUCGCGCAUUCUUGCAACCAGUACCUUUUCAGUGAUCAACAAAGACCAAAACAAUCACUGAUCAUAAAAAUGCAUUGGUUUGUGAAUGCUCAAUGACAAAUCCAGUACUUCACCAGUGUUCAACACAAACUAUAUUCCCUACUCAGUGAAACCACACUAAAACACGGUUGAAGGGUAUGGAAUCUUCUGAACUUUGCUUGCAGGUUACUUCUUUCUUUUGUCGGAAGUAUGAGCAUUUGAAGAGAGUCAAGAGACAGAUGUUGGUGAAGGCAACUUAGAAUCAAUUACAACCUCUGCAUUGUUUUCAGAGGCACUAUCAUCUGUGACAGACAAAUUAGAGCCAACAUUUUCUUGGUUUUGUAAAUCAGGAUUAGCAACUCAGGGUGCUGUAUCCUGACUAACAAUUUCUAAAUCCACAAGGUAAGGGAAUGUUAUAUAGAGUCUGAUCUUCCUUUCACUAUUCAAGAAAUAAGACAAUGGAAAGAGAUACUUAACUAGAGUUAAUCUUAAUCACAUAAAAACAUGAUUUAUUUUCAUGGACAGUAG
This is a messenger RNA of Oldenlandia corymbosa var. corymbosa, 1659 nucleotides long. The record is from the annotation of a GenBank genome assembly. Lineage: Eukaryota; Viridiplantae; Streptophyta; Magnoliopsida; Gentianales; Rubiaceae.